Molecule: messenger RNA, 2837 nt
Organism: Sycon ciliatum
Lineage: Eukaryota; Metazoa; Porifera; Calcarea; Leucosolenida; Sycettidae
Product: U4/U6 small nuclear ribonucleoprotein Prp3-like
Exons: 21
Coding region: 166-2328 (720 amino acids)
Biological process (GO): mRNA splicing, via spliceosome
Cellular component (GO): U4/U6 x U5 tri-snRNP complex
Source: RefSeq, a predicted model, not a curated record
CCACAUCCAAUGCAAACAUGAUUUGGAUGAUGCCUGAUGCAGUGAUGGUUCGCAAUUUGGGAAACCAAUACAUGUAGUUAUUUGUUUUCAGGAUUUUAUGGUGUCUCAGCCUACCUUGUACUGUAGAAGAAUAAGUUAGUAGUAGAUCCUGAGAGUGCCUCGGGUAUGGCGUCUCUCUCCAAGAGGGAACAUGACGAGUUGCGCUCGUGGCUUGUCCAGAGAGUGGCUCAGAUGCUGGGCUACCCAGACAGCAGUGUGGUGUCUGCUGCAAUGCAGUGUGUCCAGAAAGGCUAUGACUCAAAAUCCACCACAGAUGCGCUUAGCAAACUGCUGGAGGACAGCGCACCGCAGCUUGUGGGCAGCCUGUUUGAGAAGCUGAACCAGAUCAAAGGGCCGUCGUCUCAGGGACCUGGAGCUGCUCCUCCGCUGAGAUCUGUCACCAGUAAACGCUCCGUAAAGGAGGCUUUCGGUGAGGAAGGCGCUGAAGAGUCAAACUACCCAAUCCCAAAGCGCCCGAGACCAGACCCAGAGUCGCUAAGUGGCCCGGUGCCCGUUGCACAGCCGGCUGCGGUCUCCGCCGUCCCCGCUUCCACUGGACUGCCCGUCGCAACGCCCAUUCUCAACUCAAACCAGAUUAGUGAUAUUCUAGCCAGGACCAGGCAGCAGAUUGAGGAGAAGAAGGCGGCUCUGGCGAACCAGCAGCGUCUGCCGUUCAUCAACCAAGCCCUGGCUGCGCAGCAAGCUGCUGCACCACCUGCUGUAACAGCAGCUGCCAGUGUUCCUGGCCUGGCUAGUUUGGUAGCUGGCUCACCGCUUCAACAAGCAGCAUUGGAUGCUCAACGCAAGAAAGCAGAGCUGCAGCAACGUGUACAAGCACAGUUGGCAAAUCAGCAAAUCCGUGCAUCGCUUGCUGCAAGUGGCCAGGCAGCACCAGGGGCACCAGGGGCAGCACCUAAUGCCUCAGCUGAAAAGCCAAUGCCACUGAUUUUGGACUCUCAGGGUAGGACCAUUGACGCGACAGGCAAAGCCGUUCAGUUAACAGCAGUACAGCCAUCGAUAAAGGCAAACAUCCGUGCCAAGCAACGCGAAAACUUCAAGAUUGAGCGGCCGUCCACCGAAGACCUGAUGGACAAUAAUCCGUACUACGAUCCCCGAGUGUCGAUAAACAACUCCCAGCGCACCAAGCGCUCCUUCAAGUUCCACGACGCCGGCAAAUUCCAGCAGCUGGCGCAGAAACUGCGUGCCAAGAAACAACUCGAAAAGCUCCAGGAGUCCAUCGCAUCUGUCGCAAAGAAGACCGGUAUAUCAUCAGCAACGAAGCUUGCCCUUAUCACGCCGUCAACGGACGCAGAAACAGAUCAGAUUCCUGACGUUGAAUGGUGGGACAAAGUGGUGAUGCCAGUCAGUGAAGGGUAUGAUGAGGUUGUGAAGUGUAUCCAGCCGCUGGCCACUAGUGGACUGGCUACGUCAUCAUCGGGUGGUUCAAGCACUGAGGACGCCAGUGGCCAGCCAUCGUACCGUAACAUCACACAACUGGUGGAACACCCUGUACCCUUCUACACCAAUGCGCAAAAGAAAGCAGCGCCUGUGCUGGCCGUGCAGCUCACCAAGCAGGAGCGAAAGAAGUUGCGUACUCAGAGGCGUCGUGAGGCAGAGAAGGAGAAACAGGAGAAAGUCAGUCUUGGUCUCAUGCCACCGCCCCCACCCAAAGUGAAAAUGUCCAACUUAAUGCGUGUCCUGGGAAGUGAGGCCGUUCAAGAUCCCACCAAAAUGGAAGCAUACGUACGAAGCGAAAUGGCCAAGCGACAACGAGCUCACGAAAGUUCCAACGCUGCGCGCAAGCUCACACCCGACCAGCGCAAGGACAAAAAGCUGAAGAAACUCGACGAGGACGUGUCGUGCGGCGUGGACGUGCAAGUCUACAGAGUGACGGACUUGACGGACCCGAAGGUACGCUACAAAGUCGACAUCAACGCACAGCAACUGCACCUGACCGGCUGUAUUGUGCAGAGCAAGGACCUCAAUCUGGUUGUCGUUGAAGGCGGACCGAAAUCGCUGAAGAAGUACAAGCGUCUGAUGAUGAAUCGCAUCAACUGGGACGAGGCGCGGCGUAACAUGGACAAGAACCUGCGCAGCGACAACUCCGACCAGCCCAACCAGUGCUCAGUCGUCUGGGAGGGUAUGGUUGAAGCGCGGAACUUUGUGGAUUGGAAGUGCAAGCAGUUCCCAGUAGACUCAGGUGCGCGAGAGUUCCUGAAGAAGUUCAACGUCCACCACUACUGGGACCUUGCUCUCAGUUCAUCCAUCAUUGAGGGCACGGAGGAUUGAGGCUUCACACGUGCUGUGUUUUGUUUCAGCAAAUUACCUUUUACAACUUCAGCAUGGCGAUGAGUCACCAAUGUGUGAAGUCGACAUUAAGCAGUAUUGCUGGUAAAUCUGCUUGUCGCAAGAUUUUGUUGCUUGUUUUUCUUGAUUUUUCGGCGCUGUCCCGUUCGCCAAUGCUUCAAUCCUCAAGUUCAUUUGUAGCAUUAUAAUUUGUACAAAGUACUUUUCAGUAUUGACCAGGAUCUUUUAGUGUUCUCUUUGCUGUUCAAAUUGGAUUAUUUCGCCUUAUCUAACCAUGCUUGUUCUCGUUUGAAGGUGGCUGUUGCAGAUUUUAACAUCAUCAUUGUCCACUCACUGCUGCUACCUGUCUUCUGCUGCUGCUGUGCCAUUUGUUGCUUUUUGGUGAUGGUUUGUAUGUCUUUCUCUGUUGCCAGUUUUUCCAGUACAUUUUCUUGACAGGACUGGCGGAAUAGGUUUUUUCAUUGUUCUGGCCAUAUCAAAAAAUGUCAUAA